AUGUCCAACAGCAGCUCCAUCACCCAGUUCUUCCUCAUGGCCUUUGCAGACACACGGGAGCUGCAGCUCUUGCACUUCUGGCUCUUCCUGGGCAUCUACCUGGCUGCCCCCCUGGGCAACGGCCCCAUCAUCACUGCCAUAGCCUGCAACCACCACCUCCAUACCCCCAUGUACUUCUUCCUCCUCAACCUCUCCCUCCUUGACCUGGGCUGCAUCUCCACCACUCUCCCCAAAUCCAUGGCAAGUUCCCUCUGGGGCACCAGGGCUAUCUCCUACGCAGGAUGUGCUGCCCAAGUCUUUCUUUUUCUCUUUUUGUUGUCAGCAGAGUAUUACCUUCUCACUGCCAUGGCCUAUGACCGCUACGUUGCCAUCUGCAAGCCCCUGCACUACGGGACCCUCCUGGGCAGCAGAGCUUGUGCCCACAUGGCAGCAGCUGCCUGGGGCGGUGGGUUCCUCUAUGCUGUGCUGCACACAGCCAAUACAUUUUCACUCCCCCUCUGUCAAGGCAAUGCUGUGAACCAGUUCUUCUGUGAAAUCCCCCAGAUCCUCAAGCUCUCCUGCUCAAACUCCUACCUAAUGGAGGUUUGGCUUAUUGUGUUUAGUGUGCUUGUAGACUUAGGUUUUUUUGUUUACAUUGCACUUUCUUACGUGCAGAUCUUCAGGGCUGUGCUGAGGAUCCCCUCUCAGCAGGGACGGCACAAAGCCUUUUCCACGUGCCUCCCUCACCUGGCUGUGGUCUCCCUUUUUAUCAUGACUGGCAUGUUUGCCUACCUGAAGCCCCCCUCCAUCUCCUAUACAUCCCUGGAUUUGGUGGUGUCAUUUCUGUACUCAGUGGUUCCUCCAACAGUGAACCCUCUCAUCUACAGCUUGAGGAACAAGGAGCUCAGGGAUGCCCUUUGGAAACUGAUUCAAUGGCUGCUGUUUCACUGGCAAUAA
Messenger RNA from Egretta garzetta (little egret), 936 nucleotides. Its product is annotated as olfactory receptor 14A16. Gene Ontology annotation, biological process: G protein-coupled receptor signaling pathway. The transcript has a single exon. Lineage: Eukaryota; Metazoa; Chordata; Aves; Pelecaniformes; Ardeidae. Gene Ontology annotation, molecular function: olfactory receptor activity; G protein-coupled receptor activity. The coding region runs from base 1 to 936 and encodes 311 amino acids. Gene Ontology annotation, cellular component: membrane. The record is from RefSeq and is a predicted model, not a curated record.